AUGUUUGAUUCCAAUCCAGGAAACACACAAUCUACUUUGGGAGGGGUUGGUUUCAACAUUCAUUUGGCUCAUACGUACUCUUCUGACACUCCUUCAAGGUUGGUUUCAAUAGUUGGAGAUGACAUCCCUAGUUCAGCUCUCCUUUCGCAAUUAAAAGAAAGAAAUUCUGAUGUUUCCGGAAUUAAACAUGUUCAAGGAUCUACUGCUCAGUAUACAUCUAUUCAUAAAAGUAAUGGUGAACUUAUUAUUGCAUGUGCUGAUAUGCAUAUAAUUGAGAGCGACUUCUCUGAUCACAUUAUCAAGCAAAUUCAAAGAGCCAAUCCUAAAAACAUAGUUCUCGACUGCAAUUUACUGCAGACUGUGAUACGGAGCAUCUUGGAAUUUAUUGAAGAAAACCUUAAAGACUGUAGUGUUAUUGUGGAACCAACGUCGGCUCCUAAGUCAAAGAGACUUGCGAUAAUACCAAAAAGAGUUUAUCCUAAUAAUUUUGUUAGACUAAUUACCCCUACAAAGGCAGAAUUGAUGGCUAUAUUUGAGUCAUUUCAGUCGAAAGGUUUCUUUGAUGACUAUGAUGAAUGGUUUCCAGUCAUUGAUUCGCUAGGUGUCGACACUCAAUUUAGGGAAAAGCUUUUAUCCAAGAAUGUCUUGAAACCCUUAAUAAGUGACGGAAUUCUUCAGCAGGCUAUUAAUUUGCUUCCCUACUUUCAAAAUGUUCUUAUAAAGUUGGGGAAACAAGGAGUUCUUUUGGUAAGUAUAUCUGAAAAUGUGGAGGAUUUUGCAUCAAUCCCUACAACCUCGAAAUACAAGCCUGAUUUCACGAUUAUUUCUAAGGGAGGGCCAUUAGGAAUUGUCGUUCAAUACUUUGAUAUUCCUAAGGAAAAUAAAGACAUAGUCAUUCAAAAUGUUUCAGGAGCCGGUGAUGCUCUCUUGGGUUUCUUGAUAUCAAGACUUCAACCAUACAAUUGGUUAUCACUGACAACUGAAUCUGCAGAACAAGAGUGGAAUAAAUGGGAGGCCAUAUAUAAAGCUCAAUUAGCUAGUGGCUUCUCUCUAGUGAGCAAGUGUCCUAUAAAUGAGGACAUGAAAUCUUUAAAUAGCUCAUAUGACUCUAAAUAG
Priceomyces carsonii is the source of this 1116-nucleotide messenger RNA. RefSeq lists its product as uncharacterized. The coding region runs from base 1 to 1116 and encodes 371 amino acids. Lineage: Eukaryota; Fungi; Ascomycota; Pichiomycetes; Serinales; Debaryomycetaceae. The transcript has a single exon. The record is from RefSeq and is a predicted model, not a curated record.